Molecule: messenger RNA, 6872 nt
Organism: Glossina fuscipes
Lineage: Eukaryota; Metazoa; Arthropoda; Insecta; Diptera; Glossinidae
Gene: DNApol-epsilon255
Product: DNA polymerase epsilon catalytic subunit 1
Exons: 5
Coding region: 65-6850 (2261 amino acids)
Biological process (GO): nucleotide-excision repair, DNA gap filling; mitotic cell cycle; DNA replication proofreading
Cellular component (GO): epsilon DNA polymerase complex; nucleus
Molecular function (GO): single-stranded DNA 3'-5' DNA exonuclease activity; nucleotide binding; zinc ion binding
Source: RefSeq, a predicted model, not a curated record
UUAAAAUUCAUUUGCAUAAAAUAAAAAUAUUUAGCGUAACAUUGUUAUAGAAAACCAUCGGAAAAUGGAGCCAAGCACUAGUAAGAAAAAUGUUUUACAAAAUACGGGAAAAUUUACUAGCGAUACAAGAGGAGAAGGCGAUGAUUUUUUUAAUGAGGCUGGCUACAAGCAAUCUCGGGAAAAUGAUAAAAUUGAUGCAAAAUACGGCUUUGAUCGUGUUAAAGAUACUUUGGAGCGCACCGGUUAUCUUAUCAAUAUGCAUAGAACUGAAGUUUUGGAUGAAGAUCGCCGUUUAGUAGCUGCAUUGGAUUUAUUCUUUAUACAAAUGGACGGUUCGCGUUUCAAAUGUACUGUGUGUUAUAAACCCUAUCUAUUGGUUAAAGCUAGUGAAAAUCAAACUGUAGAAUUGGCUAGAUUUCUUAGUCGUAGAUAUUCGGGACAAUUGGCUGGUGUGGAACAUAUAUACAAAGAAGAUUUAGAUUUGGCCAAUCAUUUAUCGGGUAUUAAACAAGAAUACUUAAAAUUGUCUUUUCUCAAUCAAACUGCUAUGACCAAAGUUAGGCGCGAACUAAUGGCAGCUGUUCGUAAAAAUAUCGAACGUGAGAAAUCCAAUACAUUUUACAUGCAAAUGUUGGCCACAUCUUUGGCCGCGAACGCAUUAUCGGAGGACGAUGUUGCUGGGGAUAUCAAAAAACAAUUGGAUUUUAUGGACUCCAUUAUGGAUAUACGUGAACAUGAUGUCCCAUAUCAUGUACGAGUUUCAAUAGAUUUGCGUAUAUUCUGCGGUUUAUGGUAUAAUAUACGUUGUCGUAGCGGUGGAAUGGAAAUGCCAAUAAUUACUCCCCGGCCUGAUAUCCUUGAACGACCAGAACCAGUGGUUUUCGCUUUCGAUAUUGAAACCACUAAACUGCCAUUAAAAUUUCCCGAUGCACAAAGUGAUCAGAUAAUGAUGAUUUCUUAUAUGAUCGAUGGCCAAGGUUAUCUAAUAACGAAUCGAGAAAUUAUAUCGUCGGAUGUAAAUGAUUUUGAAUAUACACCUAAACCGGAAUUUGAAGGGAAUUUUAUCGUAUUUAAUGAGACAAAUGAAAUGCAAUUAUUACAGAAAUUUUUCGAUCACAUAAUGGAGGUACGACCUCAUAUUAUUGUGACAUAUAAUGGAGAUUUCUUUGAUUGGCCUUUUGUUGAAGCUAGAGCCGCCGUUUACGAUCUGGAUAUGAAGCAAGAAAUCGGUUUUUCAAAGUUACGCGAUGGCAAUUAUUUAAGUCGUCCUAGUAUUCAUAUGGAUUGCCUCUGUUGGGUUAAACGCGAUUCAUAUUUGCCGGUGGGUUCCCAAGGCCUUAAAGCGGUAGCUAAGGCCAAGUUACGUUACGAUCCUGUUGAAUUAGAUCCCGAAGAUAUGUGCAAAAUGGCUGUCGAACAGCCUCAAGUGCUUGCCAAUUAUUCAGUAUCCGAUGCCGUGGCCACCUAUUAUCUUUACAUGAAGUAUGUUCAUCCUUUUAUAUUUGCUUUGAAUACAAUUAUCCCAAUGGAGCCGGAUGAAAUAUUGCGUAAAGGUUCCGGCACACUUUGCGAAACAUUGCUCAUGGUGCAAGCAUAUCACGCGAAUAUAGUGUAUCCAAAUAAAGAACAAACCCAAUUGAACAAAUUAUCUAAUGAAGGUCAUGUUUUGGAUUCGGAAACUUAUGUUGGUGGCCAUGUAGAAGCCUUAGAGUCGGGGAUAUUUCGUGCUGACAUUCCGUGCCGCUUUCGUUUAGAUCCGAAUAUGGUUAGCGAGUUGACACAGAACGUGGAAAAAGUCUUGAAACAUGCGAUUGAAGUAGAAGAAGGCAUUGCUUUGGAAAUGGUCACUAAUCUAAAGGAAGUUAAAGACGAAAUUUGUACAGCACUAAAUAGUUUACAUGACAUACCUAAUCGUUUAGAGCAGCCAGUAAUUUAUCAUUUGGAUGUAGGCGCCAUGUACCCGAAUAUUAUUCUAACUAAUCGACUGCAGCCAUCGGCUAUGGUUAAUGAGACUGAUUGUGCUGCCUGUGAUUUUAAUAAGCCGGGAGCGAGAUGUAAACGCAGUAUGGAAUGGUUAUGGCGCGGUGAAAUGUUGCCGGCUAGCAGAAAUGAAUUUCAAAGAAUUCAACAACAGCUUGAAACUGAAAAGUUUCCAUCUUUAUUCCCAGGUGGACCAAUUAGAGCUUUUCACGAACUUUCCAAAGAAGAUCAGGCCGCUUAUGAAAAGAAACGUUUAACUGAUUACUGUCGCAAGGCUUACAAAAAAGUAAAAAUUACAAAACUGGAGACGCGAACCUCCACGAUAUGCCAAAAGGAGAACAGUUUCUAUGUGGAUACAGUGAGAGCUUUUCGGGAUAGGCGUUAUGAAUACAAAGGCCUUACGAAAGUGGCGAAAGCGGCUGUCGGUGCUGCUUUAGCGUCAGGUGAUGCUGCCGAAAUCAAAGCAGCUAAGGGCCGAGAAGUACUUUAUGAUUCGUUGCAGUUAGCACAUAAAUGCAUUUUAAAUUCUUUCUAUGGUUAUGUAAUGCGUCGGGGCGCUCGCUGGCAUUCUAUGCCUAUGGCUGGUAUUGUCUGCCUUACCGGUUCUAAUAUUAUCACAAAAGCUCGGGAAAUUAUAGAACGCGUAGGCCGCCCAUUAGAAUUGGAUACCGAUGGUAUUUGGUGUAUAUUGCCUGCCUCGUUUCCGCAAGAGUUUACUGUUCAUACCAAAGACGAAAAGAAGAAGAAAAUUAAUAUAUCAUAUCCUAAUGCGGUAUUAAAUACUAUGGUUAAAGAUCAUUUCACUAAUGAUCAAUAUCAUGAGUUGGUUAAGGCUGAUCACGGGGCAACAGGGCUACCCGACUAUACAAUUAGAGAAGAGAAUUCCAUUUUCUUUGAAGUUGAUGGGCCUUAUUUAGCCAUGGUCUUACCAGCUGCCAAGGAAGAAGGUAAAAAGUUGAAAAAACGAUAUGCGGUUUUUAAUUUCGAUGGUUCGCUGGCUGAGUUGAAAGGUUUUGAAGUUAAACGUCGCGGAGAAUUACAGUUAAUCAAAAAUUUUCAGAGUUCGGUGUUUGAAGCCUUCUUAGCUGGCAGCACAUUAGAAGAAUGCUAUGCUUCUGUAGCUAAAGUCGCGGAUUAUUGGUUGGAUGUUUUAUAUAGUCGAGGUUUAAAUUUGCCAGACUCGGAACUUUUCGAGUUAAUCGCUGAAAACAAAUCAAUGUCGAAAAAAUUGGAAGAAUAUGGUGCUCAAAAAAGUACUUCCAUCUCAACAGCUAAACGAUUGGCAGAAUUUUUGGGUGAGCAAAUGGUUAAAGAUGCUGGUUUAGCAUGUAAAUAUAUUAUAUCAAAGAAACCUGAAGGUGCUCCAGUUACCGAGCGGGCCAUUCCCUUAGCCAUAUUUCAAUCCGAGCCGAGCGUGAGACGCUAUCAUUUGCGCAAAUGGCUAAGGGAUAAUAGUAUGGGCGAUGCGGAUAUUCGCGAUGUUUUAGAUUGGAAUUAUUAUAUUGAGCGUUUGGGAGGAGCCAUACAAAAAAUCAUUACUAUACCAGCUGCUCUUCAAGGUCUAUCGAAUCCAGUACCACGCAUACAGCAUCCCGAUUGGUUGCAUAAAAGAAUUAUGGAAAAAAACGAUGUUCUUAAACAGCGACGGAUUAAUGAACUGUUUGUAACAAAACCCAAACCUAAGCCGACCUUUACUGAAAAUUCUGGAAUGCAUUCAGAAAACGUUCAAGAUAUUGAAGAUUUAAUGGACGCAGCGGAUAUUGUCGAUAAUCGUCCCAGGGUAACCAAGCGUGGUCGAGAGAGCAAUGACGAAGAAAGUGUAGUAGAUGCAAAUGCCGAAAUAAAUACUUGGCGUCGUGCCUUAGGUCCUCCUCCGCCUAUAGGUAACACUCGUGCUGAAAUUGUAGAAUGGGUUCGCUUUCAUAAGAAGAAAUGGGCUUGGCAGUUCGAGAGACGCGAUCGUUAUCAUCAACAAAAUAAAAAAUCUCGCAGUAAUCAUUCGUCUUCCAAUCCUAAUAAUGUUCAAAUGCGUGCACAAGAUAUUACCGCUACAGCCACUUUGGGUGGUUUUCUGCGCAGGACGCAACGCGUGCUAUUGGAUCAGAUAUGGCAGGUCUUGCAACUUGUACCUGUAGAUGAUUUCGGACACUUUACCGUGUGGGCCAUGAUUGGCAAGGAACUGCAUAAAAUCAAGCUUACCGUACCGCGGAUAUUUUACGUUAAUCAGCGUACCUUAGCUGCACCUCAAGAGGGACAAAUGUGGAAGAAGGUGAACAGAGUUUUACCACGUUCUCGACCGGUUUACAAUCUCUAUCGAUACAGUCUUCCCGAGCAAGUGUUUAAAGAUAAUUGUUUGGGAAUGUUAGCCGAUUUAGCUACGCCGGACAUCGAAGGCAUAUAUGAAACACAAAUGACUUUAGAGUUUCGAGCUCUUAUGGAUAUGGGUUGCAUGUGUGCUGUACAAAGAGACGAAGCAAAACGGUUAGCAAGUUUAGCUACGAAAGACUUGGAGAGCUUCUCUAUAGAGCAGUUGGAACAUCGUUCGCAAGCGUAUGUGAAGUAUCUGCAAGAUUCGCAAAGUGUAUUACGUAAAAUUUUCCUUUAUCAGCAUAAUAGCGCCGCGUCCAAAAAACAAAUUUGGUCCCUUUUCUUAAUGGCUAGUAAAAAGACUAUCAUUAUUGCUUUAGAUACGGUGAGAGCGAAUCAAAUGCCAAAUAUGAAAAACCUAUAUACCGCUGAACGAUCGGCUGUGAUUAAAGACUUGCAAAAUGAAGAUGAUUCAAAAAAAAUUCCUGCCGAAGAUUAUACUUUCGAGAUUUUUAUAGAGGUGGAUGUUAAACAAGUGCAUCGUCAUAUACAACGAGCGCUGACGACUUACAAAGAAGAAAAACGUGGUCCAACCUUACUUUGUAUGCAAACAGCGAUAGAAGGACGUAAAUUAAGUUCACAAAUUCCCCUACUCCUUGAUUUCCCACAAUCUCAAAUUCAUAUAGCUGAUGACGCUUCUCUAUUGUCUGGACUAGAUUGGCAACGUCAAGGUGCUCGCGCUUCUAUGCGGCAUUUUUUAAAUCUCAAUACUGUCGUAGAGUUAAUGUUGGAUCAAUGUCGAUAUUUUCAUGUUCCCAUUGGCAACAUGCCGCCCGAUACUGUGCUUUUCGGAGCCGAUUUGUUUUUUGCUCGUCUACUGCAAAAGCAUAAUUUUGUCUUGUGGUGGUCGCCAACGACUAGACCAGAUCUCGGAGGUAGAGAAGCCGAUGAUAGCAGACUUCUCGCCGAAUUCGAGGACAGUGUUACGGUAGUGCAAAAUCAUGCCGGCUUUUAUCCUAAUGUUUGCAUAGAAUUGGCUUUAGAUAGUUUGGCAGUAAGUGCCUUAUUGCAAUCCACUAAAAUUCAAGAAUUGGAAGGAGCUUCUUCAGCUAUUACAUUUGAUGUGAUACCCCAAGCUUCGCUAGAAGAAAUGAUUGGUACAGUACCUGCAGCCACAUUGCCGAGUUAUGAUGAAACUGCUCUUUGCUCAGCUGCUUUUCGCAUAAUGCGUUUAAUGGUUAACGGUUGGCUUAGAGAGGUGUCUAUCAAUCGUAACAUAUUUUCAGAUUUCCAAAUUGUUCAUUUCUAUCGAUGGGUUCGCUCUAGCAGCGCUUUAUUAUAUGAUCCAGCCCUUAGAAGAUCAUUAAAUAAUUUAAUGCGUAAAAUGUUUUUACGUAUAGUAGCCGAGUUUAAGCGUCUCGGCGCUACCAUAAUUUAUGCAGAUUUUAAUCGUAUCGUACUUAGCUCGGGUAAGAAGACGGUAGCCGAUGCUAUAAGCUAUGUAGAUUACAUAGUCCAAUCGUUGCGCAAUAAGGAAAUAUUUCAUUCUAUUCAAUUAUCGUUCGAGCAAUGUUGGGAUUUCAUGCUAUGGUUAGAUCAUGCUAAUUACUCGGGUAUAAGAGGGCGUUUGCCUAAAGGUAUCGAUGAAACCACUCUAGGGGAUGUAACAGCUGCCGCUUUGGCCGCUCAAAAUGAGAAAGAAAACCAAAAUGUGGACAAUGAAAACGAAGACGAUGAUAAUGAUGGCGACGAUGUUGAAGAGAUCGCCACGAGAGACGAAAUCGAUAUAGUAGCUGACGACGAAGAAGAACAAUUAUCACUCGAACUUAAUUGGACAAUAAGUGAAUCGUUGCCCGAAGAAAAUCAAUGCCGUGAAAAGUUCGAGGCGCUAAUCACUUUGUUUAUGCAUUCGUUGGCUGAACGUAAAACGACUAAAGAAGCUAUUAAAGGCCUAUCGCAUUCUGCUUUUGAUUUCGUCAUAAGACUUCAUACAAAUUACGGUAAAGGCAAACCAAGUCCUGGCUUGGAUCUUAUACGUGCUAUUGUAAAAGUGUUAAGUGUUGAUAAAGGACUGGCGGAAGAGACCAACGAAUUGCGUCGGAAUAUGUUGCGUUUGGUCGGCAUUGGAGAGUUUUCCGACUUAGCCGAAUGGAAAGAUCCUUAUCAGAGUUACACCAUUGCCGAAGUAAUAUGCAAAGCCUGCAAUCAUUGCCGGGACGUGGAUUUAUGUAAGGACAAACACCGUGCCAUGAAAGAUGGAACACCUGUUUGGUUAUGUGCCCAAUGUUACGUAGCGUACGACAAUGAAGACAUCGAGAUACGUAUAAUUGAUGUGAUGCAAAGAAAGCUUAUGUCCUAUGUAUUGCAGGAUUUGCGUUGCAUGCGUUGCAACGAAAUUAAACGCGAAAACUUGGCACAGUUUUGUACGUGCGCUGGAGAGUUUGCGCCUUUAAUUUCAAGCAAAGAAAUUGACACUUUGCUGCAAACUUUCCAUCGAAUAGCAGAAUAUCACAAAAUGGAUUUAUUGAAUGAAACAGUACAACAAAUUAUUUCAACACAUUAAGCAUAUUGAUAGAAAUGCAGUU